AUGGCAUAUGAUCCCCGACCCAACUCGAGGACCUCAACGCCCCAACCUCCUCCACCACCCGGAAUGGCCCUAGAUCCAGCAGACUCGUACAAACUCAAGUUCUGCACCGUCUGUGCCUCGAACAACAACCGCUCAAUGGAAGCACACCUCCAACUUUCCGGCACCGCUUUCCCAGUCAUCUCAUUCGGCACAGGCUCGCUCGUCCGCCUCCCGGGGCCCUCAAUAUCACAACCAAAUGUCUACCAUUUCAAUUCAACCUCCUACAACCAGAUGUACGAAGAGCUGCACGGCAAAGACGAGCGCCUGUACCGCAGCAACGGCAUCCUAAACAUGCUAGACCGCAACAGGCAGCUGAAAUGGGGCCCCGAGCGCUUCCAAGAUUGGGUCCCCGGUGUGCCCCGCGUCGACAAUCUCAAUAAGGGUGAUAAGGGUGCUGUCGGGACGGAGGGUGGUGUCGUCGAUGUGAUCAUUACCUGCGAGGAGCGGUGCUGGGAUGCUGUCGUUGAUGAUCUUAUGAAUAAGGGGUCGACGCUGAAUUACCCCGUUCAUGUCUUCAAUGUUGAUAUUAAGGAUAAUCAUGAAGAGGCGUUGACUGGUGGCAAGGCGAUUCUUGAUCUGGCGAAUCGGUUGAAUGCCGCUGCUGUUGAUGAGCAUCGCGUGCAUGGUGCUGAGGGCUGGGAGAAUGGGUCUGGUGCUGCGCGUCGGAGCUUCGAUGAGAAUGUCCCCAGGAUCUUGGCUGAGUGGCAGGAGAAACAUCCUAACUUGCCGGCUUUGUGGACUAUUGCUUGGCUUUAG
Messenger RNA from Penicillium soppii, 795 nucleotides. RefSeq names its product RNA polymerase II subunit A C-terminal domain phosphatase (gene ssuA). Lineage: Eukaryota; Fungi; Ascomycota; Eurotiomycetes; Eurotiales; Aspergillaceae. The record is from RefSeq and is a predicted model, not a curated record. The transcript has a single exon. Gene Ontology annotation, biological process: termination of RNA polymerase II transcription. Gene Ontology annotation, cellular component: nucleus; mRNA cleavage and polyadenylation specificity factor complex. Gene Ontology annotation, molecular function: RNA polymerase II CTD heptapeptide repeat phosphatase activity. Bases 1 to 795 code for a protein of 264 amino acids.